UGAUCCUGCAAAAUGAACACUCCCACCCAAUUGGCGGAGACGAAGACGCCAGAACAGCGCCCAAUCAAGCGCCACCACACGCCGCGCUAUUACGCACAGCGUGUCAAGGACAGCCUAACCACGCGCGUCUCCAAGCUCAUAUGCGCCGUCUUCUUGGGCUUGUUGUUCAUUGUGGGUAUCAUAACGUUUAUUCUGUGGCUUAGUUUACGACCCCACCGGCCCCGAUUUUUCAUUCACCAUUUUUCAGUUUUGGGUUUGGGCCUCGAUAACGGCUACAAAAAUCCCGAAAUUGUCUUCAACGUCACGGCCCGAAACUCCAAUCUCAACAUUGGGAUCUACUACGAUUCCAUGGUCGGUUCGGUUUAUUAUAAGAACCAGAAAAUCGGGUCCACGCCGCUGCUGGAUGAGUACUAUGAAGGCCCGAAGACUACCAAGGUGCUGACGGCGGCGCUUAGUGGAGGGACGUUGAACGUCGACCGGCAUCGGUGGAUGGAAUUUACUAAAGAGCGGUCUAAGGGAGCCGUGGGUUUCCGGUUGGAGAUUUCGUCGACCAUCCGGUUUAGAAUAUCCGCUUGGGAUAGUAAGCACCAUGGUAUGCACGCUAAUUGUGACGUGUCGGUGGGCCGUGAUGGGUUGAUUUUGCCUUCUUCCAUGGACGUGAGGUGCCCGGUCUACUUUUCAUGAUUUUAAUGCUUUUUCUUUUUUGUUAUUAUUAUUAUUAUUAUUAUUAUUUUCAAUAAAAUAGAUUUUGAGUUCGGGUUUGUAAAUUUGUUCGAUUAAUUGUUGGUGUGACCAACCGGACUUCA
Molecule: messenger RNA, 806 nt
Organism: Cucurbita moschata (crookneck pumpkin)
Lineage: Eukaryota; Viridiplantae; Streptophyta; Magnoliopsida; Cucurbitales; Cucurbitaceae
Product: NDR1/HIN1-like protein 26
Exons: 1
Coding region: 13-684 (223 amino acids)
Biological process (GO): defense response to other organism
Source: RefSeq, a predicted model, not a curated record